Oncorhynchus masou masou (cherry salmon) is the source of this 1875-nucleotide messenger RNA. RefSeq names its product potassium voltage-gated channel subfamily C member 1-like. The transcript is spliced from 3 exons. The coding region runs from base 76 to 1875 and encodes 599 amino acids. The record is from RefSeq and is a predicted model, not a curated record. Lineage: Eukaryota; Metazoa; Chordata; Actinopteri; Salmoniformes; Salmonidae. Gene Ontology annotation, cellular component: dendrite membrane; voltage-gated potassium channel complex; axon terminus. Gene Ontology annotation, molecular function: delayed rectifier potassium channel activity; protein binding. Gene Ontology annotation, biological process: potassium ion transmembrane transport; protein homooligomerization.
AUCUCACUGCGUUGCCUCGCACAUAUUUUGCAAUAUAAUGUCUGGAACCUGCUCGAGACAUGCCUAAGCGACGCAAUGGGACAAGGCGACGAGAACGAUCGUAUUGUGAUUAACGUGGGAGGUAUCAGACACCAAACCUACCGUAGCACCCUUCGUACAUUACCGGGCACCCGGUUAGCUUGGCUCGCCGAGCCCGAUGCCCACAGUCACUUUGACUACGAUCCCAAGAUUGAGGAAUUUUUCUUUGACCGGCACCCGGGGGUGUUUGCCCACAUCCUCAAUUACUAUAGGACCGGAAAGUUGCACUGCCCUGCAGAUGUUUGCGGCCCGUUGUACGAGGAGGAGUUGGCAUUUUGGGGUAUCGAUGAGACUGACGUGGAACCAUGUUGUUGGAUGACUUAUCGGCAACAUCGAGAGGCCGAGGAGGCAUUGGAUAGUUUUGGGGGUGGUCCCCCCGAGAAUUCAGAGGAGGAUGGGGAUGAGGAAACGCUGGGAAUGAUCAAUAGGUUGGCUCUUGAUGGACCAGAUGCCAAAUCUGGGGGGCAUUGGCGACGUUGGCAGCGGUUGCUUUGGGCACUCUUCGAGGAUCCCUAUUCAUCUAAAUAUGCAAGGUGGAUAGCCUUUGCCUCCCUGUUCUUCAUCCUGGUUUCCAUCACCACCUUCUGCCUGGAGACACACGAGGCCUUCAACCCCAUCAUCAACCGGACAGAAAUUGACCCGCUGGACAACAGCACGCGGGUCUACCAGGAGACUGAGACCGUGGUUUUCCUCACCUAUAUUGAGGGGGUCUGUGUGCUGUGGUUUACAUUUGAGUUUAUAAUGCGAGUGACGUUCUGUCCGAGCAAGCUGGAGUUUUUCCGUAACACCCUCAACAUCAUCGACUUUAUUGCCAUCAUGCCCUUCUACCUGGAGGUGGGGCUGAGUGGGCUCUCUUCCAAGGCGGCUAAGGAUGUACUGGGUUUCCUACGUGUGGUACGCUUUGUCCGGAUCCUCCGGAUCUUUAAGCUGACUAGGCACUUUGUGGGACUGCGUGUCCUGGGUCAUACACUCCGAGCCAGCACCAAUGAGUUCCUGCUCCUCAUCAUCUUCCUCGCCCUGGGUGUGCUCAUCUUCGCCACUAUGAUCUACUAUGCUGAAAGGAUUGGUGCCAAGCCCAAUGACCCCCGAGCCAGCGAGCACACUCACUUUAAGAACAUUCCUAUUGGAUUCUGGUGGGCGGUGGUGACCAUGACAACCCUUGGCUAUGGAGACAUGUACCCUCAGACAUGGUCUGGCAUGCUGGUGGGAGCGCUGUGUGCUCUGGCUGGUGUGCUGACUAUCGCCAUGCCAGUGCCUGUUAUUGUCAAUAACUUUGGGAUGUAUUACUCCCUGGCGAUGGCUAAGCAGAAGUUACCAAAGAAAAAGAACAAGCAUAUCCCCCGCGCCCCACUUCUGGGCUCCCCCAAUUACUGUAAGUCGGAGGUAACCUCACCUCACCACAGCACACAAGACGACACAUGGCCCCUGGCCCCACAAGAACCACCAGAAGAGAUCUUAGAAAUAAACAGAGCAGCUCCACAAGCUGUUUUUCAAGAUCCCAAAGUGAACGGGGAAAUGUCCAAGGAGUCAGCCAAGAGAGCAGCCAAGGAGUUAACCAAGGAGUCAGCCAAGGAGUCAGCCAAGGAGUCAGCCAAAGACUCAGCAAAAGAGUCAGCCAAGGAGGCAGAAAAAGCAGCGCUGGCCAAUGAAGACUGUCCCCACAUAGACCAGAUCAUGUCACCUGACGACGGCCAGAUCUUAAGCCCUAUUGACCGGUCCGAGCAGCAGCCCUGCUUCCUGCUGGCCAUGGGCGGGAGGCCAGGCCACACGGCGGCCAGAGUCAGGAAGGGUACGUAA